GACUUGUGCGUCGUCGUCUUCCUCAAAUCGUUGGUUAUCGUCUCAAAUCAAAAUAUUUGCUUACUCAUCGGAGAUGGCGUUUUUGCUGAAGAACAACUCGAUUUCAUCUCACCUCCGAUCUUCUUCACAGAAGAUGGAAGGUGGCGCCUUAGCACAACCGCGGCGGGGGUUCCAUGUGGAGCUAGGAUCACGCGAGAAAGAUCUAUUGGCUGAGAAUGAUGCUUUGAGGAGAUUCAAGUCGCAUAAGAAAGGAGUGCGCCAAUUGAAAAGAAUUGGAGAUGUCAUCACUGCUGUCGUUGUUGCUGGGUGCUGCUAUGAGAUCUAUGCGAGGGCAACUAUGAAAAAGGAAGCUUAGGCUGCAUGAGGAAGCUCAUGAGUCCUCCUUAUGCUUCUAUCAUCAAUCUUCCCUUUUUAGCAAGUCUCUUCUGGAAUUCAUGUUGGCUAUUGCUCAACGGUCUUUUGAAUAAGUGAAUAAACGAAAAGGAAUUGGUAUUUUUGUUAUUUUGGACCAGAAAGACUCGUUCGUCUGUGUUAUAAGAUUCGUCUAAUGUUAUUUCUAUUGUCGCCUC
Brassica oleracea var. oleracea is the source of this 569-nucleotide messenger RNA. Its product is annotated as succinate dehydrogenase subunit 7A, mitochondrial. The record is from RefSeq and is a predicted model, not a curated record. The transcript has 4 exons. Lineage: Eukaryota; Viridiplantae; Streptophyta; Magnoliopsida; Brassicales; Brassicaceae. The coding region runs from base 74 to 355 and encodes 93 amino acids.